Rhodamnia argentea is the source of this 946-nucleotide messenger RNA. Its product is annotated as NADH--cytochrome b5 reductase 1-like. The transcript has 9 exons. Gene Ontology annotation, molecular function: cytochrome-b5 reductase activity, acting on NAD(P)H. Gene Ontology annotation, biological process: electron transport chain. Bases 36 to 896 code for a protein of 286 amino acids. Lineage: Eukaryota; Viridiplantae; Streptophyta; Magnoliopsida; Myrtales; Myrtaceae. The record is from RefSeq and is a predicted model, not a curated record.
GUGUUGCACAAAGAUAGCUGAAACCAUUUCUCAACAUGCCCUCUUUCGGAUUCUUCAGCAAAAUGGGUCUUCUCGAAUCGAUCCGAGCGAACACGAUCGGUGUUGCAUUGGUUCCGUUCGCGAUCCCGAUUUCCGGGGUCUACCUUCUCAAGAGGAGCAGAUCGAGAGGCUGCUUUGACCCGAAGAAAUUCAAGGAAUUCAGGCUCAUCAAGAAGACCCCGAUCAGCCCUAAUUCCGCGAGAUUCAGAUUCGCUCUUCCCACCCCCACUUCGGUCUUGGGACUUCCCGUGGGGCAACACAUAAUUUGCAGAGGAAAGGACAGAGACGGCAAAGAAGUCAUUAGGCCAUACACCCCCAUCACUCUGGACUCUGAUCUUGGCUACUUCGAAUUGGUCGUGAAGAUGUACCCAAAAGGAAGGAUGUCUCACCAUUUCAGGGAGAUGCGUGAAGGUGACUACCUUACCGUUAAAGGACCAAAGGGACGAUUCAAGUAUAAGCCCAAUCAAGCUCGUGCGUUCGGGAUGCUCGCCGGAGGCUCUGGCAUCACCCCCAUUUUCCAGCUUAUUCGCGCGAUAUUGGAAAACCCAAAGGACAAGACAAAAGCGUGCCUCAUUUACGCCAAUGUUACCGUCCACGACAUACUCUUGAAGGAAGAACUGGACGCCUUUGCCAAGAAAUUUGCCAACCGUUUCGAGGUGUACUAUGUUCUUAGUCGGCCUCCCGAGAAUUGGAAUGGUGGAGGCGGGUAUGUGACGAAGGAGAUGAUCCGAAGCCGCCGCCCACCACCGGCUUCCGAUAUUCGGAUACUAAGGUGUGGUCCUCCGCCCAUGAACAAGGCGAUGGCUGGUCAUCUCAGCGGGCUUGGUUACACGCAAGACAUGCAAUUUGAGUUCUAAUCCAGUAUAGUCGUUUAAAGAGAAAAAGACAACACUUUUCUUCGUUGAAG